AUGCUCCUGGACACUCACAUCCACCUCUGGCCCACCUCCGCCUGCACCUCCUCCUCCCACACCUGGAUGACCCCCCAAGCGCCCCCAAUCCCCCAUCCCCUCGCCACCCGCCACGGCAUCUCCGACUACAACGCCGCCGUCACCUCGUCCUCCCCAGCCGCCCAGCCAUCCGCCUUCAUAUACGUCGAAACUGACCGCGCCCUCCCCACGCCCUCCCCACCCAUCGACUCCUCCGCUGCGGCCUUCAGCAUCCGCCGCGCGCUGGAGAAAUGGUCCGCGGAACCGCUCGACGAACUGCGCUUUCUGCGGCGGAUAGUAGAGGGGACGCCGGUGGGGGAGGGCGACGGCUUCGCGGCGGGCGAGGGGGAUAAGCUGGUUGGGAUCGUGGCGUGGGCGCCGCUGCAUCUCGCGCCUCGGGUGUUCGAUCUCUACGUCCUUCUUGCGCGGGAAGUCGCUGGGCCGGAGACCUGGAGCCGGGUGGUGGGGUUUCGGUAUCUGCUGCAGGGGAUACGGGAUGAGAGGGCGUUUAGCAGGUUUGUGUGGGAGGAGUCGUGGCUGAGUAAUUUAGUGGGGUUGGGGAAGGCGGGGACCGGGCCGAGGAAUAGCGGGUGGACGUUUGAUGUUGGGGUUGAUAUGCGGAGUGGGGGCGUGUGGCAGCUGGAGAAGGCGGCGGAGAUGGUGGAGAGGGUGAGGAGGAUCGAGGCAGCGGAUGUGGGGAAUGGGGGAAGGGGGAGCGUGAGGUUUGUGCUGAAUCACCUUUGUAAGCCCGACCUCACCCUCACCGACCCUGCCUCCGACCCCGACGCACAGCGGUGGUGCACUGCGAUCUCGCGUCUCGCACGUCAACAGGACACAUACAUGAAGCUCUCUGGCGCUUUCUCUGAGUUCGGUACUAUAACACCCUCACCCGUGGAAGCCAUCGCCGAGCGGCUCCGCUGGUGGGUGCGGCAUGUGUUUGGCGUUUUUGGGCCCGAACGGAUCAUGUUUGGGAGCGAUUGGCCAGUGUGUAAUGUGAACGGGCCAAAAAGAGGCGAAAACGAGUCAAAGGGGGGUAAGAAUGAGCCAAAAGGGGGCGACAGUUGGGGUGUUUGGAAGGAGGUUGUGGAGAAGCUGAUGGAGGAUUUAGAGGUGGGUGAGGAGGGAAGGGAGAGGGUCUGGUGGGGGACUGGAUGUGAGGUAUAUGGCGUUGAAACAAGCUAAGUGAUAGAAGGCUUUUCGGAUUGAACUGAGAUAUAUACUCGGCGAAGUUGCGCAGUUAUUGGAGGUUCACAAAGAGACCACCGUCGACGAGGAGUUGUGCACCAGUCUGUCAAAUUGUUAGCAUUUAAGAUACCAAAAGCAUAUAGAGUUCCAACGACGCUUAAGAAUACUCAAAGC
Molecule: messenger RNA, 1377 nt
Organism: Mytilinidion resinicola
Lineage: Eukaryota; Fungi; Ascomycota; Dothideomycetes; Mytilinidiales; Mytilinidiaceae
Exons: 2
Coding region: 1-1200 (399 amino acids)
Molecular function (GO): hydrolase activity
Source: RefSeq, a predicted model, not a curated record